GAGAUCUUUAGGAGCCCACUUUCAAAUUCAAAUCAUUUGGGGUCCAGUAAGUCUCUUGACAGGCGGGGACUUAAUGACUCCCAUCAGUAGCCUCCACGUUUGCUGAACACGACUACCAGGCCAGAUACACAGGAACUCCAAUGUGGUUUAGCCGCUGAGCUCCAGGCACCCAAACAACUUGCUCACCUCCCAGCGUUACUAAACAGCAAACCCGCCCUCAAGCCUCAGCUACUGUGAGGUGCAGGGGGAGGCAGAGUCACGCAUGCGCAGUUUCCGCCCCCGCCACCGUGGCGGGAGUGGGCGGGUCCGAGGGCGGGGAAGAAGCGGAAAGCCGACCGGGAGGAGAAAGAAGCCCGCCCCCGGAAGUCUCGCCUGUCUCUGCUGCCUGUUUCCGGAAGUGCUGCUGAUUGUCGCGGACGCGAUGGCUUCAAGGUUACUUCGCGGAGCUGGAGGGCUGGCCGCGCAGGCCUUGAGGGCUUGCGGUCCCAAUGGUGCGGCCGCAGUGCGCUCCAUGGGCUCUCGAGGUGGUAUUCCUAGUGAUGACGACCAGGCGACUGGGUUGGAGAGGGAGAUCAUGUUGGCUGCAAGAAAGGGACUGGACCCAUACAAUAUACUGCCCCCAAAGGGAGCUUCAGGCACUAAGGAAGACCCUAAUUUAGUCCCUUCUGUCACCAACAAGAGAAUAGUGGGCUGUAUCUGUGAAGAGGACAACAGUACCAUCAUCUGGUUUUGGUUGCACAAAGGCGAGGCCCAGCGAUGCCCUAGCUGUGGAGCCUAUUACAAGCUGGUGCCCCACGAGCUGGCACACUGAGCGCCUGCACUGAGUUACUCAAAAUAUGAUAUAAAACUUCUUUCCAAUAAAGACUAGCCAUUGCAUUGGCUUCUCCCAUA
This is a messenger RNA of Sapajus apella (tufted capuchin), 891 nucleotides long. RefSeq names its product cytochrome c oxidase subunit 5B, mitochondrial. Gene Ontology annotation, biological process: mitochondrial electron transport, cytochrome c to oxygen. NCBI's taxonomy places the organism in Eukaryota, Metazoa, Chordata, Mammalia, Primates, Cebidae. Gene Ontology annotation, cellular component: mitochondrial envelope. The record is from RefSeq and is a predicted model, not a curated record. The coding region runs from base 263 to 811 and encodes 182 amino acids. The transcript has 4 exons.